AUGUCUCGCAUGUCGCAAAAGCGACGCGCUGAAACUCCAGAAGCCCCUGCAAAACGCGCCAAGUCCACAGUCGUGAGAAGUAACCAACGAGCCGUAGCACAUUUUGCUGAUAAUAAAGCGCUGACUACGCGACUGGAUGUGUAUGUCUUCGGAGAAGGCAGUUCAGGGGAGCUGGGACUGGGGCCAAAGAACGCAGUUGACGUGAAGAGGCCCCGGUUGAACACAAACCUGGAUGCGAAGAAGGUUGGGGUUGUUGAUAUUGCUACGGGUGGCAUGCAUGUUGUUGCUUUGACCUAUGAUGGCAAAGUACUGACAUGGGGUGUAAAUGACAAUUUUGCUCUUGGCCGAAAAACGUCAUGGGAGGGUGGAAUGAAGGGCAUUGAUCCCACGGAAGAUGAUUCUGCCUCAGACACAAGCGAUGUGGAGUUGAACCCAUUUGAAUCUACUCCAACUGCUAUACCUGGGGAUAACUUUCUACCUGACACUACAAUUGUUCGUGUUACUGCUGGUGAUAGUGCCACGUUCGCUUUAACACAACAGGGUUUGGUAUACGGAUGGGGAACUUUUGUGAAUAAUGAGGGAAAAUCUGGCUUUCUCCUGACUCAAACCAAUGACAUUAUCAAGAAACAGACAAAACCAACACUCAUCCCUGGUUUGAAGAGGAUCGUACAAAUUAGUGCUGGUAACAACUUUUGUUUAGCACUAGAUGCGGAUGGCAAAGUAUACUCCUGGGGCAUGUCUGAGCAAAACCAACUCGGUCGUCGUUUGAUUGUUGAUCGUCGUCAGAGUGCAUUGGAUCGUGAGGUCAAGCUUGAUAUCUUAUAUAACAGAGCCGGGCUAUUCCCUGGUCUGGUGGCUCUACCAAAACGGAAGAAAAUUGUCUCAAUUCAUGCUGGUAGUGACCACGCGUUUGCAAUUGACUCCAAUACUGAUACAUGGGCAUGGGGCCUAAAUAACUUUGGACAGACUGGGAUUAGCACAGGCGCUGGCACUGGCGGUGCCACCAUUGUGACUCCCCAGAAGGUCCAAGCACUUAUGCAUAAAAAAAUGAAGAUGAUUCAAGGCGGCUCCCAUCAUUCUAUUGGCAUUACGAACGCAGGGGAAUGUCUCGUCUGGGGUCGAGUAGAUGGUGGUCAAAUGGGUCUUGAUAUCAGCGCCCUGUUAAUGAAUAACCCUGCUGGAGUUAUAUUAGAACGAGGGAAACCACGCAUCCUCAUCCUGCCUACAGCGCUACCUAUCUCGGGAAGUACGUUUGCCACGGCAGGCUCAGAUCACAAUAUCCUCAUUACUUCGCAAGGAGAGGCUUAUUCGUGGGGGUUCAACACCAACUACCAAUGCGGGCAAGGCUCAGAUGUGGACGAAGUCUGUGUCGCGACUUUGAUUAAUAAUUCCGCAGUUCGGGACAAGAACCUCACCUGGGCUGGGGCAGGUGGUCAAUACUCUCUGUUAGCCGGACCACACCAGCAAAGUAACAAGCCAUUUACACAGUACUUUCAGGGGUCUAAAAGUAGCCUAGCAUAG
Molecule: messenger RNA, 1521 nt
Organism: Talaromyces proteolyticus
Lineage: Eukaryota; Fungi; Ascomycota; Eurotiomycetes; Eurotiales; Trichocomaceae
Product: putative Ran exchange factor Prp20/Pim1
Exons: 2
Coding region: 1-1521 (506 amino acids)
Cellular component (GO): cytoplasm
Molecular function (GO): guanyl-nucleotide exchange factor activity
Source: RefSeq, a predicted model, not a curated record